GUAAAUUGCUUGGAUCAACACGUCGAAAAGUCUCCAAACAGAGUGGCUUUGAUCUGGGAGAGAGAUGAGCCCGGCACCGCAGUGCACGUCACGUACAGGGAACUUCUGGAUCUGACUUGCCGUCUUGCCAACACCCUGAAGAAAUAUGGGAUACAGAAAGGGGACAGAGUGGCCAUCUAUAUGUCCGUGUCUCCCUUGUCUGUGGCAGCCAUGCUGGCUUGCGCCAGGAUUGGUGCCGUUCACACCGUGGUCUUUGCUGGAUUCAGCGCGGAGUCCUUAGCUGGGAGGAUCAUGGACUCUGGAUGCAAAGCAGUUAUCACCUACAACCAGGGAGUCAGGGGAGGCCGAAUCAUACAGCUGAAGACGACUGUGGACGAAGCUGUGAAGGACUGUCCAAGCAUCAAACACGUCUUUGUGGCGCAGAGGACAGAUAACAAAGUCCAGAUGGGUGACCGUGAUAUUCCCCUUGAGGAGGAGAUGGCCAAGGCAGCUUCUGUAUGCACUCCAGAGAGCAUGGACAGCGAAGACAUGCUUUUCAUGCUGUAUACCUCAGGCAGCACUGGGAAACCCAAAGGAAUCGUUCACACCCAGGCUGGAUACCUGCUGUACGCUGCUCUCACGCACAAGUAUGUAUUUGACUACCAGCAAGGUGAUGUUUUUGGCUGUGUGGCUGACAUUGGUUGGAUCACAGGACAUAGCUAUGUCGUGUAUGGACCACUCUGCAAUGGAGCCACCUCUGUCCUGUUUGAAAGCACUCCGGUCUACCCUGACCCAGGUCGUUACUGGGAAGUGGUACAAAGGUUGAAAAUUAAUCAGUUUUAUGGAGCACCUACGGCCAUACGCUUGCUGCUGAAUUAUGGAGAAGAGUGGGUGAAGAAAUACGACAGAUCUUCCUUGAAGACCUUGGGGUCAGUGGGAGAGCCCAUCAACAAUGAAGCAUGGCAGUGGUUCUAUCACGUGGUGGGAGAAGGGCGCUGCACACUCGUGGAUACGUGGUGGCAGACAGAAACUGGUGGCAUCUGCAUUGCCCCACGGCCUUCAGAGGAGAAAGCUGAGAUCGUUCCGGCUAUGGCUAUGAGACCUUUCUUUGGGAUCGUGCCUGUGCUGAUGGAUGAGAAUGGAAAGGUUAUAGAGGGCAAUGAUGUGUCCGGUGCGCUCUGCAUUGCCCAGCCAUGGCCUGGCAUGGCAAGAACCAUCUAUGGAGAUGACCAGCGAUUUGUUGAUGCCUAUUUCAAAGCCUACCCAGGUUACUACUUCACAGGGGAUGGUGCUUACAGGACCAAAAAAGGCUAUUACCAGAUAACGGGGCGCAUGGAUGAUGUCAUCAACAUCAGCGGACACAGGCUCGGGACGGCAGAGAUAGAAGAUGCAAUGGCUGAUCACCCUGAGGUCCCCGAGACAGCUGUGAUUGGAUAUCCGCACAAGAUCAAAGGAGAAGGUGCCUUUGCUUUCAUAGUGCUAAAGGAGCAGACAGCUCAUAUAGACCGUGUCAAAGAAGAGCUCAAAACCAUAGUGGCUUCCAAGAUAGCAAAAUAUGCUGUGCCUGACCACAUUCUGGUGGUGAAACGGCUUCCUAAAACCCGAUCUGGGAAGAUCAUGAGAAGGCUGCUAAGGAAAGUAGUCACUGAACAAUCAAGCAACAUGGGAGAUACCACCACACUUGAUGAUCCAAGUGUUGUUAAGGAGAUACUAGAUGCUUACCAGAAAUACAAGGAGAAGACUUCCUCCUAACAGGCAGCUCCGCAAUCUCUCUACUUCGGAAAGGUGGAAGGUCUCAAAUAACUAGGCGAAUGACAUAGCUCUCUCUUGGUGUUUUUUUAAAAACUCUGUUCCCUUCUAGGGAACAAGAUUUCCCGCUCCACAA
Molecule: messenger RNA, 1864 nt
Organism: Eurypyga helias (sunbittern)
Lineage: Eukaryota; Metazoa; Chordata; Aves; Eurypygiformes; Eurypygidae
Gene: ACSS1
Product: acyl-CoA synthetase short-chain family member 1
Exons: 13
Cellular component (GO): mitochondrion
Molecular function (GO): AMP binding; acetyl-CoA synthetase activity
Source: RefSeq, a predicted model, not a curated record